Molecule: messenger RNA, 2160 nt
Organism: Hippoglossus stenolepis (Pacific halibut)
Lineage: Eukaryota; Metazoa; Chordata; Actinopteri; Pleuronectiformes; Pleuronectidae
Gene: vash2
Product: vasohibin 2
Exons: 10
Coding region: 557-1669 (370 amino acids)
Biological process (GO): regulation of angiogenesis
Cellular component (GO): cytoplasm
Source: RefSeq, a predicted model, not a curated record
UCUGGACCAAUGGGAAGCCGCGGAACGUUGGCGAGCGCUGCUGGGGACAGAGGCCGCGGAGAGAGACGCAGGAGGCGGCGGCAGGGAGCGACCCGUCCCGGUGAUUCCUCCAUGGAGAGACUCGUCCUGUGAUUCCUCCAUGGGACAGAGACUCGGGAACGGAAGCCGAAGCUGACACCGAGGCGCCGGACACGGUGCUGACCGCCGCGGAGCUCCUAUCCCCGGCCUGGACCGGUGGGAGAGAAGAAGAAGAGGUGAAGUUACGAAGGCUCGGACCAAAACAAGACUUCCCAGCCGGAGGGGGACAACGGCGCCUCGUCAUGAAUGGAACCUGACUCGUCUCCUCGCGCGGUCUUUGGGUCGAACGCCCGUUAAACCGGAGCGACCGCUGUUACCGUGACAUCGGAGCCCCGGUAUAAAACACGAUUUGCCCUUGAAGAUCAAAAUGAACUGUCCGUCACCGACAAACGAGGCGAAGCUCUCGUAGCUGGAGGAGGAUUCCCUGCCCUGACUUUCCCUCCUCCUCCUCCUCCUCCUCCUAGCUCUCCUGGGAUCAAUGACAGGACCCAACUCCCCAAGCCGGGCCGGCACUUCCUCGGCCAAAUGGAACAGGCACGGCCGAUCAAAGAGCACAAGCUCGCACUGCCUCCUCCGCUGCAGCACCCAGGAGGAAUCCUCCGCCUCUCCCCCAAAUAAUAGUUCCCGGUCCCCUGGGGAGGAAGAGGAGAAGGAUGGAGGAGUUCUUUUCUAUGUCAACCGGACUGGUUUCCCCAUCGAAAGCAUCACCUGGGAGAGGAUGUGGUCCCAUGUGGCUGCUGUGCACCCUGAGGGUCAGGAGAUGGUGGACAGGAUACAAAAUGCUGCAUACCUUCCCAGGCAUCCUGUUCCUUCAGUCCCGACCUUCAAACCGUCCAUGUCGGUCCCAGACUGGCUGGUGGCCGUCCAGAACUACAUGAAGGCCCUGCAAUACAACCAUACAGGAACACAGUUCUUUGAAAUCAAGAAGAGCCGUCCACUGUGCGGGUUAAUGGAGACAGCAAGAGAGAUGAUCAGGGAGUCUCUGCCAAUCAAAUGCCUUGAAGCCGUUAUCCUGGGAAUCUACCUGACCAACGGGCUGACGUCUCUGGAGCGUUUCCCCAUCAGCUUUAAGACUCAGUUUUCAGGCCACUGCUUCCACCACGUUGUUCUGGGCGUCUACUGCAACGGUCGCUAUGGAUCGCUGGGCAUGAGCCGCCGCCAGGACCUGAUGGACAAACCGCUUACCCACCGGACGCUGGGGGAACUGGUGGCCGAGUUUGAGAGCUCCUACAAGAGAUACCAGCACACUCUGAAGAAGGUGAAGAUCGGCCUGUAUGUGCCUCACGACCCCCACGUCUUCCAGCCAAUAGAAUGGAAGCAUUUGGUCCUGAAUGCCGCCAGACUGGGAGCUCAGGAGAUGAGGAAGGAGCUGGAGAAACACGGUCGAGACAUGAGGAUGAAGAUCCUGAAAUCAUCCAGCGCCCAGUCACCAAUCAAAGAGCGGAGCCGGGGAAAAUCCUUAUCACCACGGCGACGGCAGAGCAGUCCCCAGCGACGCUUCACUCAGCGCAGAGACAAAUCGCCGGCCUCCGUGGAGAGGAAACCUCCGGAGCUCAGCACGCUCAACGACGGCUACCAGAUCCGCAUCUGAGCCCCUCCGUCCCCGUCCGAGACGUCCUCAGCCCCUCCCGCAUCCGUCCACACGUCUCAACCACCCUGAUCCUAAAGACUCUACCAGCCACCAGCGCUUUUAGUGGACGAGACACUGCAGCUCUGACAAAGGUGGACGAUGAACACAAGUGCUUUCUGAGCUUUCAGAGGAGGAACUUCUUUGAAGCUGCGACUCGGAGAGAAAAGACGAUUUUAUAUUUCAAGAAGAGUUUGGUUGUCUGUUUCGUCGCCGUGGAUCCACGACAACAGCUUCACCACACAGCCUGAGAGCAGCGGCACCUUCUUCUUAUGUUUUUACACACUUCAACUCGGAUGUAGAAGUUCAGCGGAUUAUUUAUUUCUAAAUCUCCAACAUUUCAGUCAAGAAAUCGAAGGUUGAGAGCCGUCGUGUCCUGACAUCAUGUGAAAAUUCACAUUAAUAAACCAUCAUAUCAUCUCUGUCACCUCCUCAGAGGUCGAUAUUAUACCUUU